Messenger RNA from Ustilaginoidea virens, 1833 nucleotides. RefSeq lists its product as uncharacterized. Gene Ontology annotation, molecular function: NAD+ kinase activity. NCBI's taxonomy places the organism in Eukaryota, Fungi, Ascomycota, Sordariomycetes, Hypocreales, Clavicipitaceae. The transcript is spliced from 3 exons. Gene Ontology annotation, biological process: NADP+ biosynthetic process; NAD+ metabolic process. The record is from RefSeq and is a predicted model, not a curated record. The coding region runs from base 1 to 1833 and encodes 610 amino acids.
AUGAAGGAUGGCAGUGGCGAGUCGGAACGCGAGGCCGCAAGUGCGCAGCAGGCUAGUGUCGCGGAUGCGCCAAGAAUCACCGACGGAUCUGUAGGGGAUAGCGAUCAAGACGCCGAACCUCUCGAGGUGACGUUUGACUCGUCGAAUCCCUACAGACGCAAGAGCUCUCUGGUGUCGUCGGAAGCUGCCCUGCCCGACGCGUACCGGGCCGCCAGCCGCCGCGACCAAUGCCUCGUCCACCAGCUGCUCGACAUGAGACGCCUCACGAGCGCGCCGGCGGGCGACUCUGCGCAAAGGAGCCACCACCACGUGCACCCGGUCCACGCGCACCCGGUCCACGCGCACCCGUCCCGCGCUGGCCCCGGGGAGCACGACGAGCACGUCUUGGACAUGACCAAGGAGGAGCAUCAGCGGAACGCCGUCCAGCCGAAACAUCGGCCGAGACAGCCGUGCCGGGUGGAGAUUGACCCGACGAGCCUCGACGGCGACCAGAUCGGACAGGCGGACCAGGAGGCAUGGGCGCGCGAGAUGACCAAGAGCAUGUCGCAGAUGGACGUGACGAGCUACGACGACGACGACGUCGUCCACAGCCGCAUGCUCACCAAGAAGCAGCUCACCGACAUGGCCUGGGGGGUGCGCGGGCUGAGCCGGCGGCUGAGCAGCAUGCGGAUCCGAUUCCGCGUCAGGACCAUCUUCCUGCUCACCAAGCUCCACGACCAGGACCUGAUACCGAAAGCGCGCGAGCUGACCGCCUGGCUGCUGGGCAAGGACCGCGACGCGCCGUACGUCGUCUACGUGCAGGACAAGCUCAGGACGAGCAAGAAGUUUGACGUGGCCGGCAUCGUGGACGACGUGGCCGGCGAGUGGGCGGGUGCGGCCGACGGGCACGCCGCGGACAUGGCGACGGCCAGGGCGGGCGUCGAGCGGCGGCUGCGGUACUGGGACGAGCCGCUGUGCAGGUCGCACCCGCACGCGUUCGACCUGGUCAUCACGCUCGGCGGCGACGGAACGGUGCUGUACGCGAGCUGGCUGUUUCAGCGCAUCGUCCCGCCCGUGCUGAGCUUCGCCCUCGGCAGCCUGGGAUUCCUGACCAAGUUUGACUACGAAGACUACGAGCGCAUCCUCGGCUCGACCUUUGCAAAGGGCGUCACGGUGAGCCUGCGCCUCCGGUUCGAGAGCACCGUCAUGCGAAGCAUCAGGCGAAGGCACCCCGACGACAACGACGACGACAAGGAAUCCGGCGAGGACGACGAGCACCUCCACCUCCACCGACGGAGGGACCUAGUCGAGGAGCUGAUUGGGGAAGAGAGGGAAGAUGACCACACGCACAGACCGGACGGGACGUACGAGAUACUCAACGAAGUCGUCGUCGACCGCGGGCCCAAUCCAACCAUGUCGACGGUCGAGAUAUUCGGCGACGACGAGCACUUCACCUCUGUGCUCGCCGACGGCAUCUGCGUGUCCACGCCGACCGGGUCGACGGCGUACAACCUGGCGGCCGGGGGCUCGCUCUGCCACCCCGAGAACCCCGUGAUGCUCGUGGGCGCCAUCUGCGCCCACACGCUCUCGUUCCGGCCCAUCAUCCUGCCCGACACCAUCGUGCUGCGCGUCGGCGUGCCCUACGGCGCGCGCACGUCGUCGUGGGCCAGCUUCGACGGGCGCGAGCGCGUGGAGCUCGCGCCGGGCGACUACGUGACCAUCAGCGCGAGCCGGUUCCCGUUUGCGUCGGUGCAGGCCGAGGGGCGGCGCAGCGAGGACUGGGUCAACAGCAUCAGCGGCAAGCUGGGCUGGAACACGAGGCAGAAGCAAAAGGAGUAUAAGCAGUGGCAGUGA